Messenger RNA from Trametes versicolor FP-101664 SS1, 522 nucleotides. RefSeq lists its product as uncharacterized. The transcript is spliced from 3 exons. Bases 1 to 522 code for a protein of 173 amino acids. Lineage: Eukaryota; Fungi; Basidiomycota; Agaricomycetes; Polyporales; Polyporaceae. The record is from RefSeq and is a predicted model, not a curated record.
AUGCCUCCCUCGCCUCAACGCGCCCAGCCGCAUCGUCUGCCGUGCCCUGUCGUAAAGAAACAUAAAGAAUUGCAUGGCUUAUACUUUGCCUCCUCAUCCGUGGAGCCCGUGCAGACCGAGGUCCUCACGAUCUUCCCCCCGGUCGAAAACUCGCUCUCCAAACGUUUCCCUUUGUUCGAAACCAUCCUCGGAACUAUGUAUCCCAUCCACGAGUGCCGCGUCCGCGUCGACGGCGGCGGCCGGCACACCCAAAUCGACUUUCUCGUCGCCUUCCAGGAGAGGCCCGACCUGCCCCCGAACGCAGCCAUAUCUCGUCUUGUGCCCCACGCAUCGGUCUGCGCCGAGAUCGUCGUCAUGCGCUCCGGCGCGCGUUACCUCGUUCUCGACAUGGGCGGGCAUGGGCCUUCCGAGGCGGCCAAACGAGCUGUUCGCAAGUUCAUCCUUCAAUAUGUCGCUCAUCAUGCACAAUAUCGCGGGAAACGAAGGGUCCCUCCGCUACCCACCGCCAUCGGCUUCGAUUGA